AUGAGGUUGACCACAUCCUUUCUGCUAUGGGCGGCCACAUCAGUGCUCCAGGCUGAUGCCACCCAGACUUACCGCAGCCCAACCGGUCCUGAUCCCUAUAGAGCAUACCCUCCACAGUACACUACUUCCUACACUACCAUCACCUCAACCAUCCAUAGCUGCCCGCCUCGGACAACGACCGUUUUCACUUCUUCUCCUCCUGAUGACGGGUGCAAGUACCCAGGGUGUCCAAACAAGCCACCGACACCCGGUAAUGAUGUCAGCUGUCAGAUAUACUGCUGGGCAAAGGGGUGUUCAUUAUGCAAAAAUGACACCUGUCCCGACACUGGGGGCCUCUAUAAACGCCGUGAGGCGUUGAAGAGUUUCUUCCCUCGCGACACUGAGAAUACCAAAGGCGGCAAUUUCCACCCGGAAACGACUUGCUGCUGCUGUUGUGAGACUGGAGGCGGGAAACAUACAGUCACUGUUACCAAAACGAAGACCGAGACCGAGACCAAAACUAAGACCGAGACUGCCAGUAUCACCAAGAUUAUCACUGACUAUGUCACCAGGACCGUCUUGGUCCCGACGACGGUCUUCAACAAAACUACCAUCAUUGACCCCACAACAGUGCCAACGACCGUUCCCACGACUAUACCUACCACUGUUUAUAACGAGACCACCAUCCACGAUUCUACAACCAUCUCGACAACUGUUAUUCAGCCCACUACGGUCUCCACCACGACCACGCUUACAACCAUAUUCACAACUGUGGUGCCCACGUAUAUAACGACAACCACUUAUGGGACCGUUACGUCCGUUGUAACUGUCAUGGUACCUACUACUAUCACGUCAACCUACGUGUCUACAAUGUACACUACCCUACCGGGUACGACUCUCACCACUUCAGUGACAGUGCCAGGGCCUACCAUAACCCCUCCUCCUGUUACGCUGCCGCCGGAAACCGAGGUCAUUACCUUGCCUGCAUCUACCGUUACCAAAGUGACCACACUUCCAGCAAGCACCACGACCGUGACCAGCACUCUGCCUGCUAGCACGAUUACCCAAUCUGGAACCACAAUCACACUCCCCGGAAGUACCACGGUGAUAACCUCAACAAUUCCCGCCUCGACAAUCACUGAAACCUACACUGAGCCUGGGACGGUAAGCACAGUUACUAGCACUCCGCCACCGGAGACUCAUGUAAUCACCCUUCCAGCAAGCACCAUAACCGUGACCAGCACUUUGCCUGCUAGCACGAUUACCCAGUCCGGAACCACAAUCACACUCCCCGGAAGUACCACGGUGAUAACUUCAACAAUUCCCGCCUCGACAAUCACCCAAACCUACACUGAACCUGGGACGGUUAGCACGGAGACUCAUGUGAUCACCCUUCCAGCAAGCACCAUAACCAUGACCAGCACUCUGCCUGCUAGCACGAUUACCCAGUCUGGAAGCACAAUCACACUCCCCGGAAGUACAACGGUGAUAACUUCAACAAUUCCCGCCUCGACAAUCACCCAAACCUACACUGAGUCUGGGACAGUUACCACGGAUACUCAGGUAAUCACUCUACCAGGUUCGACAGUCACCAUGGUCACCACUCUUCCCGGGACUAUCACGACGGUGACUCAAACACUACCUGCCACUACUAUCACCGAGUCUGGAACUACAGUGACAAUUCCCGCCAGUACCACAGUGAUUACAUCUACUCUGCCGGCAUCGACAAUAACUCAGACACUGACGGAGCCAGGCGAAGUAACUACCAUCACCAAAACCAACACUGUAACUACAACAACGACAACUUUCUCCAUUUCUCUCUGCCCGACCAGGGCUGCGAACCCAACGUAUACUCCACCAGCGCCACUCCCAUCGAAUUACAUUUGGGGAUGUCCUCCCGGGCAACUUUGCAGACCAAAACGCACCCCUUCGGAUGGACAGUGCAACUUUGAGGUUGGGCUUCCAAGUCGGAACUAUGUCUGUAGCCCCGAUGAGUGUAUUCCUAGUCCACCAAGACACCCCCCACAGAAGUGGGCGCCUGGUAAGGUGGAGAAGUGGGUUGUUUCUCCUGGUUACUACAACCUAGACCCAAGGAAAUUCGGACUUACAUUCGAUAUUUUCUCAUUUGAUAACGCGACGGCGACUUCUCAAGGUUAUUUCCGCCGCUCCCUGUCCGCGCUUUUCAGGCGUGAUCCUGAAAUUGCGGCGAGCGAAUGUUUUGAUGAGUGUAAUGCAGCUACAACUGAGGGAGAGGCUGUUGGAGCAGAUCCUGAGUUGUGCGAGGCAGGCUCACUGUUUAAGAAGCUUGUUGGGGAGUGCCAAAAAUGUACCAACGAAAGAUCUAAUGGUACAUUCUCAGACUUUGACCAUGUUCUCCUCCCGGAUUUCCAGCAAUGGCUCGAUUACUGUGAAUCCAUUCCUAUCCCCACUGGCCCUACAACUAUGCCUGAGCCUGGGAUGACUUCUACUCACGAACCAUCGUCUACUCCUUCUACGGCCACUAGCUCUAUGACUUCUAUGACAACACCCACUACAUCAGAGUCAUCUUCUACCCCAACAGCAUCUUCUUCAACUAUAACAUCGAGUGAGACUUCCACUACUAAGUCAAGUACGUCCCAUUCUAGUGAAUCAUCAACGCAGUCAUCGUCUACGGAAACGACUGAGACCACUUCUACAGCAGAUCCCACACGUACCACAGAGACUACUUCGACGGAGUCGUCAAUGGAGUCAACAUCUACACCCACCCAUUCGAAUACUGAAAGCGAGCCGGAAUCAACCACGACGCGCCACCCGUCUUCGACAGGUAGUAGUUCCACUACCACUCGCGGCGGCGGAGGAGGUAGCUCUUCUGAUCCCUCCCAAGGUCCCGAGCCCACGAGUAUGGGUACGCCGACGACUACCGGCGGCGGCUCCAUCCCUAGCUCAGGAUCCAGCAUGCCACCUUCUUCCACGGACCCCGUCCCAUUCCCUGGAGGUGCAGGAUCUCUUUACCCUUCAGCUUGGGGUAAGGUUGUGACUUGCAUUUCCAGCUUGGCAUUACUCGUUGCGUUUAUAUAA
Messenger RNA from Nannizzia gypsea CBS 118893, 3036 nucleotides. RefSeq lists its product as hypothetical. The record is from RefSeq and is a predicted model, not a curated record. The transcript has 2 exons. Bases 1 to 3036 code for a protein of 1011 amino acids. NCBI's taxonomy places the organism in Eukaryota, Fungi, Ascomycota, Eurotiomycetes, Onygenales, Arthrodermataceae.